AUGCUGAAGCCGGGAGACCCUGGUGGCUCGGCCUUCCUCAAAGUGGACCCAGCCUACCUGCAGCACUGGCAGCAACUCUUCCCGCACGGCGGCGGCGGCCCGCUUAAGGGCGGCGGCGCCGCGGGUCCCCUGGGCGCGCCGCAGCCCCUUCAGCCGCCGCCGCCGCCACCACCGCCGCCGCCACCGGAGCGCGCCGAGCCUCCACCCGACAGCCUGCGCCCGCGGCCCGCCUCUCUCUCCUCCGCCUCGUCCACCCCAGCUUCCUCCUCCACCUCGGCCUCUUCUGCCUCCUCCUGCGCUGCUGCGGCCGCUGCAGCCGCCCUGGCAGGUCUCUCGGCUCUGCCAGUGUCGCAGCUGCCGGUGUUCGCGCCUCUAGCCGCCGCUGCCGUCGCCGCCGAGCCGCUGCCCCCCAAGGAACUGUGCCUCGGCGCCUCCUCGGGCCCGGGGCCCGCCAAAUGCGGCGGCGGCGGUGGCGGGGAUGGCCGGGGCGCCCCGCGCUUCCGCUGCAGCGCGGAGGAGCUGGACUAUUACCUGUACGGCCAGCAGCGCAUGGAGAUCAUCCCGCUCAACCAGCACACCAGCGACCCCAACAACCGUUGCGACAUGUGCGCAGACAACCGCAACGGCGAGUGCCCCAUGCACGGGCCCCUGCACUCGCUGCGCCGGCUCGUGGGCACCAGCAGCGCCGCAGCCGCUGCGCCCCCGCCGGAGCUGCCGGAGUGGCUGCGGGACCUGCCGCGGGAGGUGUGCCUGUGCACCAGCACCGUGCCUGGCCUGGCUUACGGCAUCUGCGCGGCGCAGAGGAUCCAGCAGGGCACCUGGAUUGGGCCCUUCCAGGGCGUGCUCCUGCCCCCAGAGAAGGUGCAGGCGGGGGCCGUGAGGAACACGCAGCAUCUCUGGGAGAUAUAUGACCAGGAUGGGACACUACAGCACUUUAUUGAUGGUGGGGAACCUAGUAAGUCGAGCUGGAUGAGGUAUAUCCGAUGUGCAAGGCACUGCGGAGAGCAGAAUCUAACAGUAGUUCAGUACAGGUCGAAUAUAUUCUACAGAGCCUGUAUAGAUAUCCCCAGGGGCACCGAGCUUCUGGUGUGGUACAAUGACAGCUAUACGUCUUUCUUUGGGAUCCCCUUACAAUGCAUUGCCCAGGAUGAAAACUUAAACGUCCCUUCGACGGUAAUGGAAGCCAUGUGCAGACAGGACGCCCUGCAGCCCUUCAACAAGAGCAGCAAACUUGGCCCGGCCACCCAGCAGCGCUCGGUGGUGUUCCCGCAGACCCCGUGCAGCAGGAACUUCGCUCUCCUGGAUAAGUCUGGGCCCAUGGAGUCAGGAUUUAAUCAAAUCAACGUGAAAAACCAGCGAGUCCUUGCCAGCCCGACUUCCACGAGCCAGCUCCACUCGGAGUUCAGUGACUGGCAUCUCUGGAAAUGUGGGCAGUGCUUUAAGACUUUCACCCAGCGGAUCCUCCUACAGAUGCACGUGUGCACGCAGAACCCCGACAGACCCUACCAAUGCGGUCACUGCUCCCAGUCCUUUUCCCAACCUUCAGAACUGAGGAACCACGUGGUCACUCACUCCAGUGACCGGCCUUUCAAGUGCGGCUACUGUGGUCGUGCCUUUGCCGGGGCCACCACCCUCAACAACCACAUCCGAACCCACACUGGAGAAAAGCCCUUCAAGUGCGAGAGGUGUGAGAGGAGCUUCACGCAGGCCACUCAGCUGAGCCGACACCAGCGGAUGCCCAAUGAGUGCAAGCCAAUAACCGAGAGCCCAGAAUCAAUCGAAGUGGAUUAACUGAUUGACUGGUUGGAAUUAAACUGCAAGGAAAGUCAUGAUUAAAUGUCACGGACACUUAAGCAAAACCAAAGAUUUCCUCUGAGCAACUUUCAAUCAGUCCCAGAAAACCAAAAGCAGUAAUAAAAUAAGUAAGAUGUUAAGAGAUAUUGAUCCUGGCGUGGAAGUCAGACCAGGAAAGAGAUUAUUUAUUUAUGACUAGGGAUGAGACUUAUUUCGGUGGACAGCUAACCUGGGAUGGCUAACAUUUCCAGUUCCACCAUGUCUUUGCUUUGUUUCUAAAAAGCUUUUUAAAAACUGUUAUUUAAUACCAAAGGGAGGAAUCAUAGGGGUUCUUCUGCCCACAGUCGUGACUAAGAAUGCACAGGGACUUGGUUCUCGUUGCACCUUUUUCUAGUAGCAUGUUUCAUGGGGACCCGCUGUACAGCCCUUCUUCCCGCUGUUUCGGCUUGGCCUGGCCAGAGGCCGCCCGGGGGACCUCGAGGCAGAAGCAAGAGCCUUCGCUGAGGCGGUGCCACCCUGGGCCCGAGGCGUCCCGGGGUCCUGUUCUCCACGCUCACUUCUCGUGCACUUUUCACGCGGCUCCUUCCGCCCAGCAACCUGGCCUUGAUGCAGGGGAGCCUGGAAAAGGAAGACGGUGGUUUCGGUUUCAAAAUUCAAAGGGAAAAGUGGGGGACUUAUUUCGUCCUGUCAGGAUUGCAAAAGCAUUUAAAAUGUACGGAGCUUCAUAAUACAGUAUAUUGUUCCGAAGCAGCUAGUUGAGAAAAUUUUGUUUUCAGUAACAUUUUAGCUUAAAAAAAUGAAAAUGAAAAUAAAGUUCUUCGGUCUGAGGCUGGA
Molecule: messenger RNA, 2628 nt
Organism: Lemur catta (Ring-tailed lemur)
Lineage: Eukaryota; Metazoa; Chordata; Mammalia; Primates; Lemuridae
Gene: PRDM6
Product: PR/SET domain 6
Exons: 7
Coding region: 1-1791 (596 amino acids)
Cellular component (GO): nucleus
Molecular function (GO): protein binding; histone methyltransferase activity
Source: RefSeq, a predicted model, not a curated record